GUGGCAAGUUUUACAGUGUCCUGCCCCACCUCAGUUGGAAAACUGGUGCUGAUAGAGCUUGACAAACAGCCGCUUGUGGUGUUUCCAGAGGAUUCUUGGUUCCCUGCCAAAGUCGAAGUCAAAUCACCCGAGGGAGUUACUUACAACUUCCCUAUCUACCGCUGGAUCACUGACAGCAAGGUGCACCACUUCAGAGAGGGAACAGCACUGAAAGGGUUUGAAGACAAUCAUCAUCUUGGCAGGUACAGCCGGGAGAAGGAGAUCAAGCAGCGUCAGAAGGGACUAUGCUGGGAUGUGUAUGCAGAGGGAAUUCCUCACUGCAUAAAAGCAGAUGACCUAGCUUCUCUUCCUGCUGAGGUCAGAUUCUCCUUUGCCAAGCAGACAGAGUUUCUAUUCAACUCACAGACAGGACUUGCAGAGCUGCAGUUGAAGGGGCUGGCUGAUAAUAAAAUGGGAUGGACGAAUCUUGAUGACAUCAGCAGAGUGUUUUGUUGCAAACAGACUGAAAUAUCCGACUAUGUCCAAGAGCACUGGAAGGAAGAUGCCUUUUUUGGCUACCAGUUUCUGAAUGGGCUCAAUCCCAUGCUUAUUCGUCGCUGUGACGUCCUGCCCGACAACUUUCCUGUGACUGACGCCAUGGUUUUCCCUGACUCUCGCUGCUGCUUGGUGGAAGAAAUGAAGAAAGGCAACAUAUUCCUUUGUGACUACAAGCAAAUAGACGGUGUGAAAACAAACAUCAUCAAUGGCAAGAAGCAGUACCUGAUGGCUCCACUCGUCUUGCUCCAUAAAACUCCUGAUGAUAAACUCAUGCCUAUUGCUAUUCAGCUGAAGCAGAAACCAGCAGAAGACAACCCAAUCUUUCUGCCGUCAGAUUCUGAGUACGACUGGCUGCUGGCCAAGAUUUUUGUGAGAAGUGCAGAUUUCAGCGAGCAUCAGCUCAAUGUUCACCUGCUUCGCACUCACCUGCUGGCUGAGGCGUUUGCAGUGUCACUGUUGCGCAACAUGCCCAUGGUGCAUCCUCUCUACAAGCUUCUCAUACCUCACACCCGCUACACUCUGCAGAUCAACUUCUUAGCUCGGAAAAGACUCAUAUCUGAGGAGGGUGUUUUCACCAAAUUUACAUCUUCUGGUGGAGAGGGUAUGAGCACAAUUCUAAGGAGAUCCCUGUUCUCAGUGACGUACAGCUCUCUCUGUAUGCCUGAAGACAUUGCUGAGCGUGGACUCGAGGACAUGCCAAACUUCUACUACAGAGACGAUGGACUCAGAUUGUGGGACAUUAUCAACAGGUUUGUACGUGGUGUCCUAAGCUACUACUACAAGAAUGAUCUUGAAGUUCAGCAAGACUCUGAACUGCAAAAUUGGAUUUUGGACAUUUUUGAACAUGGAUUCCUUUCCCAUCCUUGCCCAGGAAUCCCGCAGAAACUUGCUACAGUGGAUGAGCUCAUCAAGUUUGCCACCAUGGUGAUCUUCACUGGCUCAGCCCAGCAUGCUGCGGUGAAUACUGGACAGUUUGACUACGGUGGCUGGAUGCCAAACAUGGCAACCUCCCUGCAACUCCCACCGCCAACCAAAAAAGGGGAAGCGACUGAAGAAACGAUGCUGAAAACACUGCCAGACGUCAACACCACAGUUCAGGGCAUGGCCACCUUGUGGCUGCUCAGCCAGCAGUCCAGUGAUUUUGUACCCCUUGGACAGUACCCCGAGGACCACUUCAGUGAGGAGACUCCACGUGAGAUGAUAAAGAACUUUCAAAAGGAGCUUGAGGCGUUAAGUGCAGCCAUCAAAGAGAGAAACAAGGAUCUGAACGUUCCGUACACGUACAUGGAUCCAGAGGAAAUAGAAAACAGUGUGGCUAUUUGAACAAAAAGGAGUUUUCUCUCAGCUUUCUAAUAGCAACACACAGUGAUGGGCUGCAAGGUUUUCUUAUGGAUGUUAUUCGACAUUUUUAUGAACAUAGGGGAAAACAUGUUACCUGUCAUGGGCGCCGUAUAGGGGGAAAAGUUAAGACAAUUCCAGUUCCCAGUUUUUGUGAUGAUUUAGAUUUUUUUGGGGCCCAAAAUUUCUGGUGACACCCCUGCCUGUUUCACUCUUCUAACAGUUUAGUUUAAAUGUACAUUUUCCAAAGUAGAUAUUUGCAAUAUACUAAUCGGGAUCCAUGCUGAGAAAUAUGGAGACAUAUGUGUGAGUUUAACCUGCCUGUUAGGUUUUAGGCUGUUUUCUGUACAUUAGAAUGGGCAAUGGCC
Messenger RNA from Fundulus heteroclitus (mummichog), 2243 nucleotides. Its product is annotated as polyunsaturated fatty acid lipoxygenase ALOX15B. NCBI's taxonomy places the organism in Eukaryota, Metazoa, Chordata, Actinopteri, Cyprinodontiformes, Fundulidae. The record is from RefSeq and is a predicted model, not a curated record. Gene Ontology annotation, molecular function: protein binding; oxidoreductase activity, acting on single donors with incorporation of molecular oxygen, incorporation of two atoms of oxygen; iron ion binding. Gene Ontology annotation, biological process: lipid oxidation; linoleic acid metabolic process.